Vicia faba (fava bean) is the source of this 750-nucleotide messenger RNA. NCBI's taxonomy places the organism in Eukaryota, Viridiplantae, Streptophyta, Magnoliopsida, Fabales, Fabaceae. The record is from the annotation of a GenBank genome assembly.
AUGGCUGGCAUAGCAUUUGGAAGGUUUGAUGAUUCUUUCAGUUUUGGGUCAAUUAAGGCCUAUAUUGCUGAAUUCAUCUCAACUUUACUCUUUGUUUUUGCUGGUGUUGGUUCUGCCAUAGCCUAUGGUAAGUUGACAUCAGAUGCAGCUCUUGAUCCAGCUGGUUUACUAGCAGUUGCUGUUUGCCAUGGUUUUGCACUGUUUGUUGCUGUUUCAGUUGGUGCUAACAUUUCUGGUGGCCAUGUUAACCCUGCUGUCACUUUUGGUUUGGCUCUUGGUGGACAGAUCACUAUCAUCACUGGUAUCUUCUACUGGAUUGCACAGCUUCUUGGCGCCAUUGUUGCAUGUUUUCUUCUCAAGUUUGUCACCGGAGGAUUGGAAACUCCAAUCCAUAGUGUGGCAGCUGAAGUAGGAAUUAUUGGAGGAGUAGUUACAGAAAUAAUCAUAACGUUUGGUUUGGUGUACACAGUUUAUGCAACAGCAGCAGAUCCUAAGAAAGGAUCAAUAGGCACAAUUGCACCCAUUGCUAUUGGUUUCAUUGUUGGUGCUAACAUAUUAGCAGCAGGCCCAUUCUCUGGUGGGUCGAUGAACCCAGCAAGAUCUUUUGGGCCUGCAGUUGUUAGUGGUGAUUUUCAUGACAACUGGAUCUAUUGGGUUGGGCCUCUUAUUGGUGGUGGGCUGGCUGGGCUUGUCUAUGGCAAUGUCUUCAUGCGUUCUUCUGAACACGCACCUCUUACUAAUGAUUUUUAA